Nematostella vectensis (starlet sea anemone) is the source of this 2885-nucleotide messenger RNA. RefSeq names its product polycomb group protein Pc. The record is from RefSeq and is a predicted model, not a curated record. Bases 64 to 1086 code for a protein of 340 amino acids. NCBI's taxonomy places the organism in Eukaryota, Metazoa, Cnidaria, Anthozoa, Actiniaria, Edwardsiidae. The transcript is spliced from 5 exons.
CCACCUGCGUAGUGUAUUAUAGGAUGCGACAGCGUUGAUGGUUUUGCAUUUAUUUCGAUCAACAUGAAUAAGGGUGGACGGGCGGCCGGCAUUUAUGCAGCCGAAACUAUCUUAAAAGAGCGAGUUCGAGACGGCAAAGUGUGGUAUUUCAUUAAGUGGAAAGGUUACUCGCAAAGAUAUAACACCUGGGAGCCAGAAGAAAACGUACUUGACCCAAGAUUGUUAAAAGCCUACCAAGAGCGCCUAGCACUAAGCGAGAAGAAGGUGAAAAGAAAGAAAGUGAAACCGUCCACAGAGGUUGGUGGUACCGAGGAGGGACCGCUAGAUGUUGAUGUGGACUCGGAUAGUGGCACAGAAGUCAACAUAAUAGACAACGAACCGGAGCCAGCUACAAUUUCACCGGAACCAAUUCCAGAAGAAACGACACAGCCUACUACGACUGAUAAAGAACCAAAGAAGAAAAAGCGAAAACAAAAGCGAAAACUAAAAAUUCCCGAGAAAUGCAGCAGUGAAAUGGUUCACCUUGCAAACGACGAGCCGAGCACAAACUUUGAAAAAACAGAAACUGGAGAACUUUCAAUCCCUGAAGAUUCGCCAAAAGCUGCGACGGGGGAAAUCGAGAUGAAAGAUCUCACAUUGGAAAUCCCUACCCCAAGGGAAAGUUGCCAAUUUCCGGGACCGGUAUCGGUGAGUCCUCGGGUUGCGACUACACAUUCUCCACCUCCGAUAUCCCCCCGAGUGACACCCGAAAAAACACCGACAGAGAGCACUAGUAAUGGACACGGCAUUCCCUCUGCGUCAGUGUCGUUGUUGGGAAUUCUCGAGAGAAAAAAGGAAUCACCGAAAGCGCCCGAAGUAUCUUCGGUAUCGCCUCGGCCUCGGGAUGAACACACAGCUAAGGGUGAACCAAAAAUCGUAGCUUCUGAGCGAAAACCGAACGUUACGAUGUCACGCUACUCUCAUUUCGAUUUCCUUGCGAACAGUAUCAUAAUUACGGAUGUGACGACCGAGCGCGGAACGAUUACCAUAAAGGAGUGUUCGGCUUGUGGAGACUUCUUUGGCCCCGAGCCCGACCGACCGGAGUAAACUCCUCGUAAUAUUACGCCGUGUUGAUCUAGGGACAUCGGUCACAUUGUGCCCUUUGAUUUCAUGUGCGCGAUGAUAUUGUUUCCGUCGCGUCCUUUCAAGCCUUGUUAUGCAUGAAAAAGCAUUUUCUGAACAUGUCGUAACUAUUGUUCAGCGUUAAAUAGAAAUCAAAUGUGUGCGCCUACUUCGUGUAGCCUGAUCUGCGAGGAACCUCUUACGCCAGCACGUGCUUAUAAUGCAAAAAGCCCAUUUAGGGUAGUUGUAUCUUAUUUCUGGUAUUGUGGGAUACACAACAUCGAAUAAAAUGCACCAAAAAUUCUUACAGCAUAAAAAAAACUCUUAUAAACGGUGAAACAGAUGAGGUUUAAGGCUGGGUGGUAGAAGAGAAGGUGCGUUUGCCAGCAUUCCUGAGCUGCAUGAGCACGAGAUUGUUCGAAACCGACGACCUUGUUCUCCGCCCAUGCGAAACAAAAGAAAACGAAAACAGAGAGGAAUCCGGAUUAACGAGAAUUAAAAAAAGAGUAAAUAAUUUGCUUUAUUGAGUCACAAAUGGGGAGCUAGUUUAGUCCCCGCGGUGAUCAUACUAAUCCCUCUGAUACUGAACAGAUACUAAAAACGGUCAGGGGGGGGGGGGUACUUCAUAAAAUAAAUAAAAAAUACCUAUUUACCGAGUAAAAGCAGCUAGAAUGUAUGGAAAGGCAUUUUGAUAACGGUUUCUUAAAUUAUUAACAGCAAUUUCUGUAAUUUGUGUGGAUCCUAGACUAAUGUCUGAUGAGAAUAUUUUGCCGGUUUCUUGUUUAGGCGCUCGCAAAUUUCCAUGCAGUACACAAGGAAAUAACUAUAAAUAUACAUUUCUAAAACGUUUCUAUACCGACUUGACGCUAAGUUAUUGCCAAGUUUACUUUUGCACUUUUUGGCGCCGACAUAAUGAAUGUUGUCUACGGUGAAGACAACCCAAGUGGAAGUCGCCCUUGGAUCACGAGCUUGGACGUCACGCUUGCUACAUCAACUACAGUACAGUAACUGCUCUACAUCGCACUUUUACGGAGAGAAAUAUAAACUGGACUCGAAUUGACCGGAAUAAGAGCAGAAUAAAAUAAAAUCAUCCGAAAGAAUGGGAUUUUCUUUUAAGAUAUGCAUCAGUUUUGGGGCCAGUUUCUGAUCUGUUCAAAAAAAAAAAAAAAAAGAAACAAACAAACAAAAUAUUCCUACCUAGCUGAUAUUAUUUAUUCCUACCUUGCUGCUAUUUAUACGAACAAAUCCAAUUUGUUCCCCCGUAUUUUUUUAUUCAGUUGUUUUAUACUAUGUGUAUGUGUGCGAUCGCCUUUGAAUAUUUUACGCUAGUAAUGACUGAAAUUAAAAUUUAAGCCUAAAUCCGCUAAAAAGCGAGAAAAUCGAUGUAAAAAUUUGUUGAGUAUUCUAUGCAGAAAAUAGGUAAUUUUGAAUAUUUUGUGUUAUCAACAAUUAUCCCCCUUCCUAUUAGUUUCUGGUAAGUUUCUGUUUAGUAUCUAAGAAAUUUUAGUAUCUAGGAUCACCGCGGUCAGUUUAGUCGAGAAAACAGCGAAACAGACGGUACUCUCAAAACAUCUGCAGACAAAAUAGUGCGCGCAGCGCGCUUCUGAGUGCGUAGAAAGUAGAAGGUCAGAGGUAAAAGCUGGAGAGUUUGUGAACAGUUGCCCCAUACGCUAGCACAGUAGAGGAACUGACUAUGAAUACAGGCAUUGUAGUAAUGUAUUGCACCAGCUUGCGUCAGGAAGGGAGCAAAACGGCGUAGUAGGGAUAUGGAGAUAUUAAUCUUU